Molecule: messenger RNA, 1654 nt
Organism: Hydra vulgaris (swiftwater hydra)
Lineage: Eukaryota; Metazoa; Cnidaria; Hydrozoa; Anthoathecata; Hydridae
Product: histamine H2 receptor
Biological process (GO): chemical synaptic transmission; G protein-coupled receptor signaling pathway, coupled to cyclic nucleotide second messenger
Cellular component (GO): dendrite; plasma membrane
Molecular function (GO): G protein-coupled serotonin receptor activity; neurotransmitter receptor activity
Source: RefSeq, a predicted model, not a curated record
GCAAAAUGUUUGAUUAGUAUAAGUGAAAUAUAAACAAAUUUGUUUUGACACGACUUUUUCUAUUUCUGUGAUUAGUUAAAAAGUUUAUUUAAUGAGAAUUUUUGAGAUUGAUGGAAAAUUGUUGAGAUUGAUCAAGAAGAAGUAAAAAGCAAAAAAUUUUAUUUUUUUUUGGUCAGAAGAAAGAAAAAAUAAUGAAAAGAGUUUGACAACAACUGGUUUCUGAAUUGUUUUCUGGAACAACUAUUUGACUUAAAUAUACAAUCGUCAUAAGAAAAUAAAAGAUAUGAAUACCACGUAUAUAAAUUCUUCAUAUAUAAUUGCAACAACUAGUUCGUCAAAUGUGUCUAUUCCAAGUUAUAUGUGGUGCGAAAUAAAAACAAAUUGGGUUAACGUUCUUUAUACCGUGGGUUUUGUCUUCAUUCUAAUUGGAAGUGUUGUUGGAAAUAUGAUUGUCUUAGUUGUUUUUUGUCUAUCAAAACAACUUCGGUCCCGUUUUACUUUUCACUUUAUUGUUAGCUUAGCGAUAUCCGACAUGCUUCUUGCAUUAACCUGUAUUCCUUACAUUAUUGGUGAAAAGUUAUACGAUUUUCAAUUUUGUUUUAACAAAUCAUUUUGCUUUAUAUAUUUAAUUAGCGAUUCAUUGUUUAAUGUUUCUAGCAUACUUGCGCUUCUUCUCAUCGGAAUAGACAGAUUUAUUGCCAUUGUGAUGCCUUUCCAAUAUGCGAGUUUCUUAAACCGAACAGGAGUAUUAGUAAUGCUUUCAUUAGUUUGGACUUUCUCUUUUGUAUGGGCGAUAGCUGGCGUUUUCGAUUGGGAUAGAAAUUCAGUUACAAGUGUAAACGUAAAUUACUGCUCAAACACAAAUUAUAAGUUCUACGUUGCAUCUUUUUUUGCAUUAUAUAUGGUUCCAUUAAUUAUAAUGACAAUAAUUUAUUUUAUAAUUCUCAAAGUUGCAAUUUUGCAUAUCAAAGCUAUUGAGGCCACUCAAGUUGAUAAUUUACCGAACUAUUUUAGUACAAUAAAUCGCAAUAAUGGUUUGAGCACAAACGGUAAAGAAAAAAGUUCUCAGAAGAGACAACUUAGUAAAGAACUUAAAGCUACUAAGUCAGUUGCGGUAGUCUACUUUGCUUUUGUAAUAUGUUGGUUUCCGAGUUUGGUUAUUAACUUGAUUAUUUUUAUAAAUCCAAACUAUUUUCCGAACCUAAAGAAAACAAAUAAAAACUUAUUUGACUUUAUAUUUUAUACAUUUGUUAAAUUAUUACCUAUGCUAAAUACAGUUAUCAAUCCAAUUAUAUACAACUUUUUUAACAAACCAUUCAAAACAUCGUUUGUUCGACUUUAUAAACGAACAAAAGAACAAGAACAGUUCAACAAAAGUCGACAGUCUCGAACCCAAAGCUUAGAAGGUGGUAUUUCUUUAGACUCAAUUACUAUAAACAGCUUCAUCAACAAUAAUAUUUCUUAUACUUAAGCGAAACAAAACGAUAAAUUACUCAAACUGAUGAGCUAACCUUUUUUUAAAACUCUGUUUAACUUGUAUCGUUUAUUAGAAUUGUUGCUAUAACAAUGGUUGUUAUAAUCUAAUUUUUUUAAUUUUAUAUUAAAAGUUUGUAAAUUAAAGAAAAAUACUUGGAUAAAAGAAGGCUUUUGUUUA